AUGUCUACAAACAGUGUUGAUUGGUACGAGUACAAUCCGGAUGAGAAAGAUCUUUUAAUUCGCUCGUGGGCACUCAUUCAACCAAACAAACAAAGUCUUGGAUGUGAUAUUUAUGAGAUGAUAUUUAAUCAAUGUCCUGAGACUCGUUAUCUCUUUCCGAAAAUCGAUACUUUUGGGCAUAAAAAAGAGCUUCGAAAAAACAACGAGUUCGUCUUUCAGGCAUUGCGUUUUAUGCAGGUGGUUGAAAGCGCAAUGCGAAAUCUCGACAGUCUCAACAAUAUGAACACGAUUUUGGAUAAUUUAGGCCGAAGACACGGGAAAUUAGAGUUGGUAGGCAAAUUUCGUCCAUAUUAUUGGUCAGUGUUUCUUGAGUCGAUGAUCUUUCAUGUUCGAAAGUUCUUGGAAGCUAAUCACCGAAAAUUCCCGGAAAAAGAGAUUGAUGGAGCGGUGAUUGUUUGGAGGACUUUACUCAAAGAUGUUGUCCAUCGAAUUAAGGUUGGUUACUUCACUGACAUCGAACACCGUUUGAAUCAAUUGGCCGAAUCGUGUCAAAAUCAAGCCUCUCUUCAUGAUCGGAAGAGAUCAACGGGGAGUGGGAAUGGUCACUUCAUACGUGAAUCAACCAUUGAAGAUGAUGCAAGUGACGACUUUCGAUCAUCUCGCUGUCUCCCGCAACGCCACACCUCAACCAAAUCGGGAUCUUCAAACAGAAAACUUUUUCUUAAAGAUCAUUCAUUACCCGAGGAUUUU
Messenger RNA from Mesorhabditis belari, 750 nucleotides. NCBI's taxonomy places the organism in Eukaryota, Metazoa, Nematoda, Chromadorea, Rhabditida, Rhabditidae. The record is from the annotation of a GenBank genome assembly.